AUGCAGGAUGUUCCACUUUCCGACUGCACAGCCGGUGUCAUACAGGAGGCCAACAAGGCCAAUAACGCGGCCUGUGGUGAAGUGAAGAAGGUGGUCCGGCGGAGGCAGUCGCAUAACCCGUACUAUCCAGUCACUCUCACCCCGGUGUUGACAUGCGACACACCCUUUGAGAGCAAGCGGCAAGAACCGAACCCCGACGCGCCCGCGUUUAUUCCUGCCGAGACUCCGCGGAACGCGCACAUGCCGAGCUCCUACAGCAACAACUUCUGCAUGAAUGAAACCGCCUAUGACUGCAGUGUGUAUGGGUCUCCUUAUUACUGCGCCCAAUGCAUGCUUUUGUCGCUUGCAAAUCCGACGAGACCCUCGUAUCAACUUCCCGCAGAGCCCGUGGAAAGUGGGAGUACCAGCAUGGUUACAGACAACUCCAUAAGCCUAAGCAGUAACAGUGGCUCAUGCGGAAACCUUGGGAGCCCGGUGGCUUCCACGCCAAUCCAGCGCGGCAACAAUCUUUGCAAGGUGUACGUUGAUGGCCGUCCCAUGGUUUUUCGUGGUGUCAUGUACGCGGAAGUAAAGGUGGAGCUUCGCUUGGAAAGUGAGUUGUUUAUUGUGAGCGAUGUGCCGCAGAUCUUUGGCUUCAUUGUGCAGCCCGAGGAGCUGGUGGGCCGCCACGUUAUUGUAGAGGGGGAUCGUGGGGUGGACUUGGGCGUCGUCGUCUCCGUUGAAAGGUCGGAGCAGGAGCCCGUGAAGAGGGCGGAGCCGACGGAGGAGGGCGAGACCAGUCACCUCUGCGUGCUCCGCGCGGCCUCCCCGGAGGAGAUUGAGGCGUUUCACGGCCUCGACCAGCUGGAGGAGGAAGCGCUGCGCUUCUGCAAGGCCGCAAUUGACUCGCUCAACAUGCGCACCCCGCUGCAGGUGCAGCGCGCGGUCUUCCAGUUCGACCGGAAGAAGCUGACCUUUACGUACCGCAGCGACGGCUACGUGGAGUUCAAGGCCCUCCUCCGUGCCCUCAACCGGCAGUACCAGUGCCGCAUCUGGAUGCACCAGCUCAACUGGGAGCUGAACUGCAGGCAGCGGCGACAACCGGCCGACGCGGAAGGCCACCGCAAGAGGCGGCGGGAGGCCCGCAAGGGUGGGGCUGCCAAGAAGGACGGCAAGCCGACCCACGAAGCCGCGGAAUGA
Molecule: messenger RNA, 1179 nt
Organism: Trypanosoma conorhini
Lineage: Eukaryota; Euglenozoa; Kinetoplastea; Trypanosomatida; Trypanosomatidae
Product: PSP1 family protein
Exons: 1
Coding region: 1-1179 (392 amino acids)
Cellular component (GO): cytoplasm
Source: RefSeq, a predicted model, not a curated record